AUGUCCAGUCCGGCGAAAAAGCGCAAGCGAAAUGGCGUUGAUACAUCACCGCAGAAGACACGGAGUAUUGAGUCCUUCUUCAAGGGGCCAGCAGCCCAACAGCCCAAACAGUCAGAACCUCAGCCGGAGGUGACUGAACAGACACUCUCAGACGAAGCAUUGGCACGCAAGCUCCAAGAAGAAUGGAACCAGGAGGGGAAUUCCCCUUCAGUAGCUGCGGACAGCAAUCAACCUACGUCAACAGUGUUAGAGGCACCCGCAUCUACCCCAGCGCCUUCAAUCCCCACGGACAACACACCUGCUCUUGCUGCUGCUACAACACCAACUCCACUAAUGCCCAAGAAGAAUACACUGUCACUACAGUCUUCUGUGGGAACAGAGGACUCGGUGUCGCUUACAGUGCCUCUCGACCAAAACCCGCAAACAUUUGACACGGCCAAGUAUGUGGCCGAACUACGAGCGCAUUGGACCAGUCAGGGUGGCGAUGCUUCCUAUGCCUUGUUGACGAGGGCCUUUGUCCUUGCAAAUGCGACAACCAGUCGUAUCAAAAUAGUCGACACACUGGUAAAUUUCCUACGGCUCCUCAUAGAGGCGGAUCCUUCCAGCCUGUUGCCUGCUGUUUGGUUGGCGACCAAUUCGAUUUCACCACCAUUCGACGAGCUAGAGCUAGGACUCGGUGGAUCAUCUAUCUCCAAAGCUCUGAAGAAAAUAUAUGGUCUCGAUAAUCAAGGAUUGAAGACGCUCUAUGAUAAACACGGAGAUGCUGGAGAUGUUGCCUUUGAGGCCAAGAAGCGCCAAGCGUUCACCCUGGUCAAGCCAAAGCCGUUGAAAAUCACGGGCGUAUAUCAAUCGCUGCUCAAGAUUGCGACGAGCAAGGGAACUGGUAGCCAGGAAAUGAAGCAACGUAUUGUUGAAAAGCUCUUGCAGGAUACACGCGGUGCCGAAGAAAGCCGUUAUAUCGUUCGUACUCUCGUUCAAAAUUUGCGAAUCGGGGCUGUGAAGACGACAAUGCUUAUUGCGCUGGCUCGUGCAUUUCUUUAUUCCAAGCCCACUGGAGCGGAUUUUGAGGUUCUAUCUCAGCAAGAAACUGCGCGUCUGAGAAAAGACGAGCUCGCCGAGAUGUACAGCAACGCCGAAGAAAUUGUCAAGGCGUCAUACGCCCGACAUCCUAAUUAUAAUGAUCUCGUUCCAUGUUUACUGGAGAUUGGCGUGACCGAAGAGCUUCUCAUUCGAUGUGGUCUUGCAUUACACAUUCCUCUCAGGCCCAUGCUGGGUAGUAUCACCCGCGAUCUUUCCGAUAUGUUGACGAAGCUUCAAGGGAGAGACUUUAGCUGCGAGUACAAGUACGACGGUCAACGGGCUCAAGUACAUUGCGAUGAAAAUGGAAAAGUCUCCAUCUUCUCUCGACAUCUUGAGCUCAUGACAGAAAAAUACCCCGAUCUUGUCUCUCUAGUUCCACAAAUCCGCGGCGAAGGAGUGUCCAGCUUUAUUCUAGAAGGGGAAGUGGUGGCUGUGGACCAGGCGACGGGCGAUCUACAGCCCUUCCAAACCCUCACAAACCGAGCAAAAAAGAACGUCGAAAUCGGCACAAUCACUGUUGAUGUGUGUCUAUUUUCCUUCGAUUUAAUGUACCUUAAUGGGGAGCCUCUUUUGGACCGACCAUUCCGCGAACGCCGUGGGCUACUCCGCAGUCUUUUCGUCGAAAUUCCCAACAAAUUCACGUGGGUAAAGAGCAUCGAUGCUACAUCUGUAGACUCGGAAAUUGUUCUAGAGUUCUUCAAGAGCGCAACCGACACGAAAUGCGAGGGUAUAAUGGUCAAAGUCCUCGAUAACACAAUCAAGAUCAACGACCUAAAAGAGUCUACUCAGGCCAUCGACGUCAAGGAUAUUCCAGGUAACACCGAUCAACAAACGGAGCCCUCUGAACCCGCCAAACCAACAAAGGAGAAGAGUAACCGGCGCAAAGCCCUUCUGUCUACCUAUGAGCCAGACAAGCGCCUCGAGUCAUGGUUGAAAGUCAAAAAGGAUUACAGCACCUCCUCCGAAACUCUUGACCUCAUCCCUGUCGCGGGAUGGCACGGCCAAGGCCGCAAAGCAAAAUGGUGGUCCCCGAUUCUUCUCGCGGUCCGAAACCCUGAGUCGGGAGUCUUGGAAGCCGUCACGAAAUGCAUGUCCGGAUUUACGGACAAGUUCUACCAGGCGAAUAAAGACAAAUACACUCAAGGCAGUCCGAACGUCAUCUCGCGUCCUAACUGGGUGCAAUAUUACGGUGAGCCGGAUAUCUGGUUUGAGCCACAGGAGGUUUGGGAGAUGGCCUUUGCAGAUAUUACCCUAAGUCCGACUUACCCUGCGGCUAUUGGACUGGUCAGCGAGGAGCGUGGGCUGAGUCUCCGGUUUCCGAGAUUCCUAAGAGUGCGUGACGACAAGUCGAUCGAAGAGGCGACGACGUCAGAUUACCUGGCUCUUCUAUGGAGGAAACAAGCUGAUCGGACCAAGGAUGCUCCGGAACAGCCUGAGCAGGAGGAGUGA
Molecule: messenger RNA, 2529 nt
Organism: Penicillium manginii
Lineage: Eukaryota; Fungi; Ascomycota; Eurotiomycetes; Eurotiales; Aspergillaceae
Product: putative DNA ligase I
Exons: 1
Coding region: 1-2529 (842 amino acids)
Biological process (GO): lagging strand elongation; DNA recombination; DNA biosynthetic process
Cellular component (GO): DNA ligase III-XRCC1 complex
Molecular function (GO): DNA binding; DNA ligase (ATP) activity; ATP binding
Source: RefSeq, a predicted model, not a curated record